Molecule: messenger RNA, 1542 nt
Organism: Thyridium curvatum
Lineage: Eukaryota; Fungi; Ascomycota; Sordariomycetes; Thyridiales; Thyridiaceae
Exons: 4
Coding region: 1-1542 (513 amino acids)
Cellular component (GO): nucleus
Source: RefSeq, a predicted model, not a curated record
AUGAGGCAACUGAGGAUGGCGGCCGACAGCGGGCCCUUGGCCGUGUCCCAUGCCUUCUACUGUUCUAGACGGCGUCUCCGCUGCCGAUAUGACGAGCAGCCACGGGAACAGGCUGCCACUUCAAAGCAAAAGGCAGCAAGUCGUAGCCCGGCUGCGUCGCAGUUCACUCUUCCGAUCUCGCCGGUCUCCAUCUCGCCAGAGCCAUCGUCACUGGAUUCAAGAGUGUAUUCGCAUGUGCAAGCUCUGAUCCGCUCGACAGGCCAGUAUGUGGACGACGUCUCAGUACGCUACUUCUCUGGGCUUCAACGCCACCGGCCCCUCAUAUCGAGAAGGCGAUUUCACGAUGGCCUGAUCACUCUGGGCGCGGUUCCUUCUGUCGACUUUUCUGUUCUUCUGUUGAGCAUGUGCUUGAUCACUUCCACUCACAAACUGCAACAAAGAGGCGGGAAUAGGCACGCGAGACAGAUGCUCGAUACUCGGCCGCUCUAUCUAAAUGCCAAGUCGCUUCUUGCGACGGCACAAGGCCUCGACGCCGUAUCGGUCCCACUUGUACAGGCGGGUGUUCUACUGGCCGUGUAUGAAUACGUGAACGGUAAGCCGGACGAGGCAUUCGCGUCUAUUGCGGCCGUUGCCCGUAUUGCCUGUGCGGCUCGUCUCCAUCUUCGCUUGCGCCAUGGCCUCACCCUCCCACCCCUUCAGACACAUGAACUUGACUCGAAAGCAGUGGGAGAGUCUUCUUUGUUGCAGCGUGUAGAGGAAUCCAACGUUUGGUGGAACAUCAUUGUGUGCGAACGGGCGUUUUCGUGCGACGUAACUAUCCCGGAGCAGCCUCUGAUAACCUCUGUGCCUGACGAAGACUCCCGCCUGCCACUGGAGUGGAGUCUGAUGGGUUCGGACGAUCUUCCUACAGAAGUCGACCGGGUGACGACAUUGUCCGAUCUGGCGUCGACCAGUGUGGGAGGGUUUGCCAGGACGGCACAAGUCGUCUGGUUUAUCACUCGGAUUUCUGAUGCAUUCAAGAUUGCGAAUCUCAAUCUCCGGCUGUCCCAACUCCAGGCAUUGGAUGAUAGGCUGCAGCAGUUUCUUCGAGUGCUGAUACAACAAUCCAGUGCCCGUGUUGGAUUCUAUUGCGAGCCCGUAGCCCUGGCCAUCCGAGCGCUUUUCAUCCUGCACCAACACAUCCUCGAGCUUCCAUUCAAGGCUACAAACACCAAGCAGAGGUCGCUUGAGGAGUGGCGUGAGUACUCUCGAGCAGCCCUGGACACGGCAACGGGGAUGGUGCUGGACAUUGUCGACUGCCAUAACAAGGACAUUCUUUGCGUGAGCCUGUCGCCUAGUUACUCGUGGCUCGUGCGAGUCGCCUUGCGUCAUGUAGUCGGGAAAGACUUCAUUGCGACCGAUUCUCGCUUUGGAGGUGCCGAGGAGCAGUUCCGGAGAUCGCUAGAAUGGUUCCUCGAUGCUGAAGCACCGGCCGAGGAGCGAAAACCCGGUCCAAGGGGGCCGGAGCUGACAAUGCCUCUGCUUACGCCCUUUUCAGGGUGA